UGAGGCGACUGCGCACUGCGCUGUUAGUUUUUGUUUCAUAAACGGUUCUUGCUGUUGACGGCUGCUCCGUGCGCGUGGUGCCGGCUGUCACUCGCGGCAAAUUUCGCUCAAAGUUCUGUCGUGCACCUCGUCCUUUAAUAUACUGCGACGCCGCCGAUUUCGCAGCAGUGAAAGUUAUGGCGGGCAACUUUUGGCAGAGCUCGCAGUAUCAGCAGUGGUUGCUCGACCGGCAGGACCUGCUGCGCGAGCGACACGGCGACCUGCAGGUCCUCAGCGAGGAAGAAUACCACAAGCUCAUGAUCUUCUUCGCCAACUUCAUCCAGGCACUGGGCGAGCAGCUCAAGGUGAAGCAACAGGUGAUCGCCACGGCAACCGUUUACUUCAAGCGCUUUUAUGUGCGCAACUCCCUGCGUUGCGUCGACCCGCUGCUAAUGGCGCCCACCUGCAUCUUCCUCGCCUCCAAAGUGGAAGAGUUCGGCGUCAUCUCCAACAGCCGCCUGGUGACCACCUGCCAGACGGUGGUGAAGAACAAGUUCUCGCACGUGUUCCCGCAGGACUUUCCGUACCGCAUCAACCACGUGCUCGAGUGCGAGUUCUACCUGCUCGAGAUGAUGGACUGCUGCCUGGUGCUGUACCACCCGUACCGGCCGCUGGUGCAGUACGUCCACGACAUCGGCCCCGAGGACAGCCUGCUGUCGAUGGCCUGGAAAGUGGUCAACGACUCGUUGCGCACCGACGUCUGUCUGUUGCACCCUCCGCACCAGAUCGCGCUCGCGUGCCUUCACGUGGCCUGCGUCAUCCUGCAGCGCGACUGCAAGCACUGGUUCGCCGACCUGAACGUUGACAUGGAGAAGAUCCUCGAGAUCACGCGACAGGUGCUGGGCCUCUACGACACCUGGAGGAAUAUGGACGAGAAGAAGGAGCUGCCGCCCAUCCUGGCCAAGGUGCCCAAGCCCAAGACGCAACCUUCGAGACCUCCGUCCCAGGGACCCAACGACCAGUCCGCGGCGCCGCAACCCAGCUAGCCCCUCUCGCCCGCGGCGCCGGACUGCUAUCAGCGCGAUGCUGCCGCUAAACAGUGACGUGCGGCCUGGGGUGUGCCGUAGGCUGCAGCUGUGGCUCCAUUCUGGUCGCGUAGUCUGCGAAUAUAGUUCCUGCACGCAGACUUGCCCGUCUGCGACAUUACAUCCGCGAGGCUCUAUGUGUAAAGCCUGCAUUCACAUCACCAAUGCGACGUGACUUUAUGUGGCAGCAAGCCGAGUCAGUGUUUAAUUCAUUGUCCACAACCUUGAUACAUCGUCAUGAAAUGAUGCAAUGCGUAAUUCCACUUAGACGUACCUGUUCUCCAUCUCGCCUGUUCGGUAGAACGCAUUGAAAGCAAAAAAUGUGUACGGGUGCUCAUGCUUCUGCUUGCAAAACCAUAGUCAUUCACUUUGCGGGCACGCAACACGCAUGUAUUUCUCGUCAUGCAAGAUGCAUAUCCUUGCAGAUGAGCGGUGGAGGUUUUCUCCUGCUUAGCGCAAGGAUGGCACAUUGAAUGACAGCGAAUGCAUAAAACCACAUGUGUGCUGAGAUUGUACGAAAUGAUCGUACGAUUGUACGAAAUUGAAGUACCACAGGUGUUCCAAGUUAUUCCGGAGCCUCCCAGCAUGCCAUUCCAUAUAACCUGUGGGCAGUGCCUUCCAGACUCUGCUACCCCAGUGACUUACAUCAUGAAAAUGGUAUAAAACACCUUGCGGCCCCCCUCUCCAUCAUUUUCACUAUUUUUUAAAUUUUUUUUGUGAUGCCAGUGUGCGAAAGUUCAGUGCUUAAAUGUUAAUAAAGCGAACUGUUGAUGAA
This is a messenger RNA of Dermacentor silvarum, 1839 nucleotides long. It is a transcript of the gene CycC, whose product is annotated as cyclin-C. Gene Ontology annotation, cellular component: nucleus; mediator complex. Lineage: Eukaryota; Metazoa; Arthropoda; Arachnida; Ixodida; Ixodidae. Gene Ontology annotation, molecular function: cyclin-dependent protein serine/threonine kinase regulator activity. Bases 177 to 1025 code for a protein of 282 amino acids. The transcript has a single exon. The record is from RefSeq and is a predicted model, not a curated record. Gene Ontology annotation, biological process: positive regulation of transcription by RNA polymerase II.